AUGAACUUUGUUUGGUUUCUUGAUAGACUGCAGCUCCACACCAUUUGUCCAGUAUGCAACUUCAGAAAGCAUUUUGAACAGCACCAUGUUGCAGCUGCCAUAGACUCUGAGAUCGGAGCGCCUGAGGUCCGCAGUUCGCUGGCAACGCCCAACAGUGCAGCGCCCAAGCCUCGCUUGCCAGAACCCAACGGAGUUGCAGAUACGCGUACUUCAGCGGGAAUGGCGCUGCCGAUUCGCAGCCGCAGUGACACAGGCAGCAGCCUAACUUUGCCAAUCAAAGGCAGAAGUGUCAGCGAAAUUGUUUCUGAGACGACAGAAAAGCGGUCAGCUUCUCAUGGCUUGGCAUUGCCCAUCAAGGGUCGAAGUGCCAGUGAAUGUGAAGACAAACGGCCUUCUAUGGGCCUUGCGCUGCCCAUCCGGAGCCGAAGUAGCCUGGAGCCAGGCCGAGCUGAGCUGCCAAUCACUGGACUCGCUGGUCGAUCAGUGGUAGCCCCAGCUUCAGCUUCAAGUUCCCUGGCGGAGCGAAGAGUCUCGGAGCCUGUAGGCCGCUGGGAGAACCCGACUGCGGCGAAUUGCGGGGCUGCGCUCUUCAACUGCGUCUUACGUGGCGAUUGGGAGGAGGAUAACGAUGACAGCACGCCCAAACGCCAGAUGACAAAGGCGAAAUCGGAUCCACGGGUGCCCAACAACGGCACAGGGGAUGACACCCCUGUUUCAUCCACUCACAAGCGGAUGAGCUCGUCAGUUCAAUACAAAGGCUUCAUCUCGCAACACAGCUCUGACAUCUCCGUCUACGAUCGCUACGAUUUUGGAGAGCUUUUGGGAGAGGGUGCUGCUGGGUCUACUUGGGAGGCUUUUCCUCGAGUCCGAGAGAGGAGAAGUGGCACACCUGCACGGCGCCUGAGUGGCAAGGAUGGUGCCCGGGCCAUCAAAAAGGUGCCCAAGCGUCGGGUUAGCAACUCCACCGAGAGCUUUCUGGCGGAAGUGGAGGUGCUCAAACAACUGGACCAUCCCAACAUUUGCAAGCUCUACGAAGUCUUUGAGGAUGAUGACAACAUUUUCUUGGUCAUGGACCUGUGUCGCGGCGGCGAGCUGUUUGACCGAAUCGCCGAAGGAGACUUAGGCGGCGAAGCUCAGGUGGCCAAGCUCAUUCGGCAGCUUUCUCAUGCUGUCAGGUACUGCCACGACCGUGGUAUCAUCCACCGGGACAUCAAACCCGAGAACAUUCUCUUCGUGUCAAGCGAUUCUGACGCACCAGCGAAGCUGAUUGACUUCGGUAUUGCUUGUCAUUUCAAACAGACGGAGCACCGAAAAGACGAAAAGGGCACUGAGGCAUAUUUGGCGCCAGAAGUGAAGAACAACAGUUCUUACUCGGAGAAAUGCGAUCUGUGGUCCCUUGGCGUGCUGCUCUAUGCCAUGCUUAGCGGCUCGCUGCCCUUCAAAUCUGCUGCGGCCGCCAGGAAAGGCGACUUCUCGCUGGAGGCCGAGGAAUGGUACAGCAUUUCGCCUGAAGCCAAGGACUUGAUCCGGCAGCUACUGGUCGUGGAGCCAGUGGACCGUCUGUCCGCGGCCAAGGUGCUGGAACAUCCCUGGGUCCGGGUGACUAAAUUCAGCAUGGAAGAAGAGACCGUGCCAGCACAGGUGACCGUUCGACUCAAACGCUACCAGAGCACAUCCUACUUCAGAAGGAUUCUUCUGAUGGUGGUGGCGAGACAACUCGGAGCGAAUGAUUUGCCAGAGAUCUACAGUGCAUUUAAGGCCAUGGAUACCAAUGGAGAUGGCUCACUCUCCCUGGAGGAAUUUCGGAAGAGCCUUUCGAACGGUUCAGGCAGUCCAUCUCCAGAGGCACACACUGAUCAUACUGUGACCGAGACAGCGGAGCUCUCGGAACUCUUUGAGACGCUGGACGCUGACCGGAGCGGGGCCAUUGAUUACAGCGAGUUUAUGGCAGCUGCAAUCGACCGGAAGAUCUUCUUCAGAGAGGAUUUGUGCCUACAGGUGUUUGGUGCGUUGGACCGUGAUGCAAGCGGUACCAUCUCUAUACAGGAGCUCUUUCAGCUUUUGAAGGCAGCAGAUCCGGAGGACCUCUUGGGGAAUGAGCUGCGGGAUGAGGUCAUGGAACUUCUAGACCGUUACGACAGUGAUCGUGAUGGAGAGCUGAACUUUAAAGAGUUUAUGGCUUUGCUGACGCAGAACAGGGAGGGCUCCCCGCCGAAGCGGCCGCUGCAAAAGCGGGGCUCACAGACCACGGAUUCGCUGCUCAUGAAAUUUCCCUUCUGA
This is a messenger RNA of Cladocopium goreaui, 2280 nucleotides long. NCBI's taxonomy places the organism in Eukaryota, Dinophyceae, Suessiales, Symbiodiniaceae. The record is from the annotation of a GenBank genome assembly.